Molecule: messenger RNA, 1290 nt
Organism: Suillus bovinus
Lineage: Eukaryota; Fungi; Basidiomycota; Agaricomycetes; Boletales; Suillaceae
Product: glycoside hydrolase family 18 protein
Exons: 5
Coding region: 1-1290 (429 amino acids)
Biological process (GO): chitin catabolic process; carbohydrate metabolic process
Cellular component (GO): extracellular region
Molecular function (GO): chitinase activity; chitin binding
Source: RefSeq, a predicted model, not a curated record
AUGCUAUUCACCUUCGUUUUACCUCUUUUUGCCCUAUCCGCUGUGGGCGCGAGCCCAUUCACCGCCCAUUCUAUUGCCGCCCGUUCCAUUGCCGCCCGUUCUAAUGACGCCCGUUCUACUAAAUCCUUAGCAGCAAGUUGGUACGCCGGAUGGCACGCUACUGAGGGAGUUCCGCUUUCUUCAAUUUCGUGGGAGAAGUACAACACGUUGUACUACUCAUUUGCAGAGACCACUCCAAGUGUCACCAGUCUUACCCUGGCAGGCUCUGAUGGCGAUCUGCUCCCUCAAUUCGUCUCUGAGGCUCAUGCACAUGGUGUCGAGGCCCAUAUUGCUGUGGGAGGCUGGACUGGGAGUGGGUGGUUCUCUUCCAACCUUGCCACUGCCAAAAACCGGACGGCAUUUGUCAAGACUGUGAAAGAAUUUGUUUCACAGUACAACCUCGAUGGCGUCCAAUUCGACUGGGAGUACCCAAACCAUCAGGGAAUUGGCUGCAACACCAUUAACGCUAACGACACGGCAAAUUUCCUCUCAUUCCUCCAAGAGCUUCGCAGAGACCCAGUAGCAGCAAAGCUCACCCUCUCAGCCGCUGUCUCUAUCACACCCUUCAAUGAUGCUACUGGAAAUCCUUCUGCUGACGUCAGUGGGUUCGCGAAAGUGCUCGAUUACAUCGUUCUGAUGAAUUACGACAUCUGGGGCUCUUGGUCCACGAGUGUGGGCCCGAACUCCCCGCUGAACGACACCUGCGCUGUGUCCGCGAAUCAACAGGGCUCUGCUGUUUCUGCAGUCAAGGCUUGGUCGGACGCAGGAAUACCAGUCAGCCAGAUCGCGCUCGGCGUUCCUACCUAUGGCCACUCGUUCUCCGUCUCCCCCUCUGACGCCUUCGAACAUGUCAAAGGUGGUUCGACGAAGAAACUGGCUGCAUAUCCCUCCUUUGACGCCAAGAACCAGCCCCUCGGUGAUGCAUGGAGUGGCGCUGCUGGUGUUGAUUCCUGUGGCGCUGCCGUGGGCCCAGGUGGCACUUUCAACUUCUGGGGCCUCGUUGAGGGCGGUUUCCUCACCAAAGAAGGCAAUCCCAGUGGUAACAUCUACUACAGAUAUGACACCUGCAGUCAGACGCCCUAUGUGUACAAUGAGACUUCACAGGUCAUGGUCUCCUUUGACAACGCUGAAUCGUAUGCUGCCAAGGGUAAGUAUAUCAAGAACACCGGGUUGCGCGGUUUCGCAAUGUGGGAAACUGGUGGUGAUUACAACGGUAUAUUGCUCGACUCUAUCAUCAAGGCUUCCGGGUGA